UUAAUUGAGUUUUUUUGGUGCAGAGGAGAAAAUAAAAACAUUGAAAAAUCAGCAAAUUCUUAAAUGAAUCAUCAGACCAUCAGUUGAGUUUUCCUACUCGCAGUACUGAUGAUGGCCAUCAAUCAGCUCAUGGAGAUAAACAGUCAUUCAACUGCAAAAUGAAUUACAAAUCCAGCAGUGAUGCAGUCUGUGAGAGCACUGAGGACAUUCUUUGUCACUGAUGAGAUUAUUGUCCAACUGCUGUUCUCCCUGUGAGCGUUUACCUCACCUGACAUUAUCACAGCUAGCUAUAGUGGGUCUGUUUGGUCUGAAAACACGUUGAUUUAACUGUGUAUUUUUAAGACAUGUUAGACUCAAAUUACUAGUUUCUCAUGUGUUAUUACAGAAGGUCUUUAUAUCUUUACACAAACAUAGAAUCUAAAUAUGCAAUCGUCCUCUGGCAUCUUGAACCACAGACAGGUUGAAUUCUGCUGUUAUCACACUACUGAUGUCUCCUUGCCAUUGGCUUGCACUUCUGCCCUCUCCCUCUUAAAAGAAGGGCUGAUCCGUGCUUAGACUGCUGUGUUGAUUUGGAUACCUGUCACAUAACUAUUCCAUUUUUCUGUGAGGUAUGAUGGAUCUGCAGCCCGCUGAAGUUUGGUAUGUACUGAAUAAUCAGUGUCUAACCAUUUUAUAUCACCUAUUAGUAUAAACCUUCCAUGGUUCUGCGUGCUUUUAAAAGUUCUAUUGUAACAACUGAAUGGAAUUCUAAUACAGGUCUAUGGGGAUGUUUAAAGACAACAUGCAGAAGUGAUCCUCCACCCUGAAAACAUGAGAAAAGUCAACACAAUAAGGUGUCAUGCAGGAAUGUGUGAACAAGAUGCCAGAUUAUUAUUAUUAUUGUUGUUGUUGUUGUUGUUGUCGUCGUCAGUAAACAGCUAUCAUAAGACCUAAAAACGUAUUAUUAGCCAUUUGAAGUACAUUUCUGGAUGACAACAAAAAAACUGAUUAUUAUACAAGAGGAUUACAAAAACAAGAUCAAAAUAAUAACUAAGACAAUAGUAAAUUAAAAUAAUACACUUUGUGCAUAUGCUUUAUUUAGCCAAAAGUGUCAGACGUCUUAUUUUGAACAUGUCUGAUAGAGGUGUUGUGUAAUGAAAGCUGCUGGUGGUCUGGUGGCACAGGUCACAGAGGUCAUUAGUGACGCUCCGUCUUCUUCGUCUUGUUUAGACAGUCCAGCUGCCGCUACUCUGACAAACGAUCCAAUGAAAUGCUCCAGAGCUCAGGUGGAAAAGUCAGACAGCGCUUGUUUUUAACUCCGGGACGCUCCGGAUUUAACAUACGGGGUUUAGCCAUGGCACUGAAGUACGGCGACAGUAGACUCCGCCCGCACGGGAUAUAUUUGGCACACUUUGGGCACGCUUACGAGUGAACCCACAAGUUAAAGUUGAAAAAACGCAUUGUGUCGAGCUCCGCCAUUGGCUGCUGGCACACAGCGUAUUUUUUUUUUCAAUGGGCCGCCAUAUUAGGAAGCCAACCCCUCUCCGGUUCGGUUCAGAAAGGCAGGAGCACCAGGAGAGUUUGAGGGAAGUACUGCGUGCUGCUGAGCGCUUCAGUCCAAACCGUUAUAUCUGCAGAGCGCUGUCCGGCUGUGCUCCGUUCACGGUCUCUCAUACGGGUUAUUCAGCUUCUCCUCCACAAUGGCGACCGCAACUCCGACCGGCCAGCGAAGCACGUGCGGCAGCGGCACACCGCUGAGCCCGACCAGGAUAUCCAGACUGCAGGAGAAGCAGCAGCUCAGGGACCUCAACGACCGCCUGGCCGUUUACAUCGACAAAGUCCGCAGCCUGGAGUCUGAGAACGACGUCCUCCACCUGCAAAUCAACGAGAAGGAAGAAGUGAGGAGCCGGGAGGUGACCGGACUCAAAGCCCUCUACGAGACCGAGCUCGCCGACGCCAGGAGGUGUUUGGAUGACUCCUCCAAGGAGCGGGCCUGGCUGCAGAUCGAGCUGGGAAAGAUCAAAGCCGAGCACGAGCAGCUCCAGCACAACUACAGCAGAAAAGAUUCUGAGGCGGCUGGAGCUCAGGCCAGGCUGAAGGACCUGGAAGCUCAGCUGAACUCUAAAGAUGCCAUGCUGGCUACCGCUCUAUCUGAGAAGAGAGGCCUGGAGGCCACACUGGCCGACCUGCAAGAGCAGCUGCAGGAGCUGGAUACAGGUCUUGCUCAGGCCAAGAAGCACCUUGCUGAUGAGAUGCUCCUGCGUAUAGACUUGGAGAACCGCUGCCAGAGUCUGACCGAGGAGAUGGACUUCCGUAAGAGCAUGCACGAGGAGGAGGUGAAGGAGGCUCGGCAGCGGUACGAGACCCGACUGGUGGAGGUAGACUCCGGACGAAAGGAGGAGUAUGAGUAUAAACUGACCGAGGCGCUGACUGACAUGAGGGCUCAGAAUGAAGAGCAGAUCAAGAUCUACAAAGAGAACCUGGAGAGCACCUACCUGACUAAAAUGGAGGACCUGCGCCGCUUGUCUGAGAUGAACGGAGCAUCAGCCAACAUGUCCCGAGAGGAGCUCAGGGAGUCGAGCCUGAGGAUCGAGACCCUCAGUGUGCAGCUGGCAGGACUGCAGAAGGAGUCUCGUGGGUGGCGUGAUCGUAUAAUGGAGCUGGAGAGCGCAUUGGCUAAGGAGAAAGACACGAGCCGCAAGCUGCUGGCAGACAAAGACCGCGAGGUGGCUGAGAUCCAGGCCAAGAUGCAGCAACAGCUGAACGAGUAUGAACAGCUGCUGGAUGUCAAACUGGCUCUGGACAUGGAGAUAAACGCCUAUCGCAAACUUCUGGAGGGAGAAGAGGAAAGACUGAAGCUCUCUCCCAGUCCUUCAUCCCGUGUCACGGUGUCUCGAGCCUCGUCCAGCAGCCGCAGUGUGCGGACCACUCAGGGAAAGAGAAAGCGCAUUGAUGUGGAGGAACAGGAAGCCAGCAGCUCGGUGUCAAUCGCUCACUCUGCCUCAGCCACAGGACCCAUCUGCAUCGACGAGAUCGACACCGAUGGCAAGUUCAUCUGCCUCCACAACAGCGGAGACGAGGACCAGGCCAUGGUGGGUUACGAAAUGGUUAAGACGAUCGGAAAUGAUGCAGCCACCUACAAGUUCACACCCAAAUAUGUCCUGAAGGCUGGCCACAAAGUCACGGUUUGGGCGUCUGAUGCUGGCGUGAGCUCCAGACCUCCCACAGACCUCGUGUGGAAGAACCAGUCCUCCUGGGGUUCAGGGGAGGACGUGGACGUGGUGCUGAUCAACGCUCAGGGAGAGGAGGUGGCAAAGAGAACCACAACAUACAAGACAGCAGUAGAAGAGCAGGGUGAGGAAGAUGAUGACAGCGGAGUGGAGGCCACUGAGGAAGACCCCUUCCACCAGCAGGGAGACCCUCGCACUGGAAAGAGAGGCUGCUCCAUCAUGUGAUCCCAACCAGCACCUCCUCCUCUGAGCCCAGCCACUCUGCUGCCAACUGUAUUUCUACAACUAUUUUUCUAUCUUUUGUAGUGUAUUUCAACAAAAUGUAUAAAUUUAAUUUUAUCUUUUUAUUUCUCAGAAACAUGCAACAAACUGACUUUUUGUAGAAAAACCAAAGUAACUUGGUUAUUGAACAAAACUUGUAGUUCAGGAAAAAAAAUGGAACGAGCAGCUAAACUCAAGGACGGGCUGUGUCUUUAAGAAAACAGUGUUUUUAAAUAGAUUUUAAUUUUGUUAUUUUAUAUUUGAUCUUAUUCUUGUUGUUAAUGUUAUUACAUUUAGGCUUUACGUUAGCAGAAAAGCCACAGGGUGUCAGUGAUUAGUUUAGGUCAUUAGAUUGUUUUUCAAUUUGCAUAAAUCAACUGUAUGAUGUUCAAAUGAGGACACUAAAACUCCAACAGUCUGAAGCUCGACUGGCCAAAUGUUCAGCAGCAUUCUUCUGUUAUCUUUAGAAAGAAACCAUGACUGAUUGUAUGAUUAAGAUACAGAGUUAUCUUAAAGCCCCU
Molecule: messenger RNA, 3991 nt
Organism: Larimichthys crocea (large yellow croaker)
Lineage: Eukaryota; Metazoa; Chordata; Actinopteri; Sciaenidae
Gene: lmnb1
Product: lamin B1
Exons: 11
Coding region: 1680-3434 (584 amino acids)
Biological process (GO): protein localization to nuclear envelope; heterochromatin formation; nuclear envelope organization
Cellular component (GO): nuclear envelope; nuclear lamina
Molecular function (GO): structural constituent of cytoskeleton
Source: RefSeq, a predicted model, not a curated record